GUUACUAUUUUAAUAAGUCUUUCUUAUUCUUUCAAUUCCCACACAAACGAUGAUUUAUCAAAAAGGGUUAGUCAAAGUCUUUAGAGCAAGUCCUUCUGAUUAUAAUGUUAAGAAUCUCUCUAAAGGAUUAACUGAACCCACUUCUGGUGAAGACGUAAUAAAUGAAGCCGUAACACAAGAGCUACCUGGGAGCAGUUCGUGCGAGAGCCCAAAACAAGUGUCUUUUUCGAGUGAAGAAUCUCCUAGUAAAGACGUAAUAAAUGAAGCCGUAACACAAGAGCUACCUGGGAGUUCAUGUGAGAGCCCAAAACAAGUGUCUUUUUCGAGUGAAGGAUUACCUAAACCUCCUGGUGAAGACGUAAUAAAUGAAGCCGUAACACAAGAGAUACCUAGAAGCAGUUCAUGUGAGAGCCCAAAACAAAUGUCUUUUUCUAACGAAGGAUUGCCUGAAUCUUCCGGUGAAGACGUAAUACAUGAAGAUGUAACACAAGAGCUACCGUCUUUUUCGAAUGAAGGAUUACCUAAACCUCCUAGUGAAGACGUAAUAAAUGAAGACGUAACACCAGAGCUACCGUCUUUUUCGAAUCUUGAAGGUACAACAACACCUCAAUCUAGAAAGAUACCAACAAACGUAAUAAAUGAAGACGUAACACAAGAGCUACCGUCUUUUUCGAAUGAAGGUACAACAACACCUCAAUCUAGAAAGAUACCAACAUACGUAAUAAAUGAAGACGUAACACAAGAGCUACCGUCUUUUUCGAAUGAAGGUACGACAACAUCUCAAU
Molecule: messenger RNA, 785 nt
Organism: Rhizophagus irregularis DAOM 181602=DAOM 197198
Lineage: Eukaryota; Fungi; Glomeromycota; Glomeromycetes; Glomerales; Glomeraceae
Source: RefSeq, a predicted model, not a curated record